Striga asiatica is the source of this 2041-nucleotide messenger RNA. The record is from the annotation of a GenBank genome assembly. NCBI's taxonomy places the organism in Eukaryota, Viridiplantae, Streptophyta, Magnoliopsida, Lamiales, Orobanchaceae.
CCCCACUCCACGUAAUGGUUGGUUGACGCAAAUUUGUUACUUGACCCCUUUUUGCUUCUUCUUUUUCUUCCAUCUUCAUGAACUCUGCAUGUUAUUCUGUUUACAGUUCAUAUUUUUUAUUUUUUUAUUAAUUUAAUUAAUAAUUACUGUUUUUUUCCACCUUUUUCUCCACUCAAACCCACCUAUAUUUAACUCAUCCAUUCACAAUCCUCUGUGUGCUCACAUAGUUUCUAACUCAAUACAUACAAAAGCUGAGUUCUUUUUCAGUUUCGUGCCAAAAAGAUUCAAUCUUUAGGAGUUUUGUGCCAUAAAAAAUCAAUCUUUAGGAGAAAAAAACAAAAAGAAUGUGGAAAUUUGCUUUGGUUACCAUCUUUUGUGCUGUCACAGUUGUGUGUGGUGAAAACCCUUACAGGUUUUUGACUUGGAAUGUAACUUAUGGUGACAUUUACCCUUUAGGCGUUCGUCAACAGGGGAUUCUGAUAAAUGGGCAAUUUCCUGGGCCCGAAAUAUUUGCUGUCACAAAUGAUAACAUUAUAAUCAACGUGCUCAACAAUUUGGACGAGCCCUUCCUUCUCUCAUGGCAAGGGAUACAGCACCGAAAGAACUCAUUUCAAGAUGGUGUGUACGGUACGAAUUGCCCGAUUCCUCCGGGCAAAAACUACACGUACGCGCUGCAAAUGAAGGAUCAAAUCGGAAGCUUCUUCUAUUUCCCUUCUCUCGGUUUUCAAAAAGCUGCCGGCGGUUUUGGCGGGAUUCGUAUUCUCAGCCGACCCCAAAUCCCGGUCCCUUUCCCUCCACCUGAAGAUGACUUCACGCUUCUCAUUGGCGAUUGGUACAAGUCGAAUCACAAGCGUUUGAGGUCCGUUUUGGAGCUAGGCCAGAUGAUUCUUCCCCCUGACGGCGUCCUCAUCAACGGCCAAUCCAAAGAUUCAAAAUUCAUAGUCAAACAAGGGAAAACAUACCGGUUUAGGAUAAUGAACGUGGGCGUAAAAAACACACUAAACUUUCGGAUUCAAAACCACCGAAUGAAGCUGGUUGAGGUGGAAGGCACGCACACGGUACAGAAUGAGUACGACUCACUAGACGUCCACGUAGGACAAUCAUACUCAGUCCUCGUCACAGCUGACCAAACUCCCGACAUAAGCUAUCACAUAGUAGUAUCCUCCCGUUUUUCGUCCGAAAACCUCAAUGCCACUGCCAUUCUUCAAUACGGUUCCCAAGCGAAGCCCGUUUCUGGCCCUUUGCCUCCCGCGCCCACCGGUGUGGACUGGUCGCUACAACAGGCCCGUUCAAUCAGGACUAAUUUGACAGCUAGUGGGCCCAGGCCCAAUCCUCAAGGAUCUUACCACUAUGGACAAAUCAACCUCACCCGAACCAUCAGGUUAGCGAGCUCGGGAGCACAAGUUAACGGCAAACAGCGCUACGCCAUUAACGGGGUCUCGUUUGUCGCGGCCGAUACUCCCCUGAAGCUGGCCGAUUAUUACAACAUCUCGGGAGUUUUUUCUGUCGGGAGCAUUCCCGACAGACCCCCUAAAGGCAAACGUAAUGUCCAGCUCAAGACUUCGGUUAUGGGAGCUGAUUACAGAGCUUUCAUCGAGAUUGUCUUGGAGAAUAAUGACAAGAUCUUGCACACUUAUCAUCUCGAUGGCUAUGCCUUCUUUGUAGUAGGAAUGGAUGGAGGCAAGUGGAAGCGUGAAAGCCGAAAACAGUACAAUCUGGUUGACGCCGUGGUUCGCUCGACUGCUCAGGUUUAUCCCAAGGGGUGGACUGCAAUCUAUGUGGCACUUGACAAUGUGGGAAUGUGGAAUAUGAGGAGCGAGCAUUUGGCAAGGCAGUAUCUUGGCCAGCAGUUUUACCUGCGCGUUCACUCGGAGUUUAAAUCUUAUAGAGAUGAAUAUGAUAUUCCCAAAAAUGCUCUACUUUGUGGGAGGGCUGUAGGGAGAAGCACGUAAACUUUGCGCCAUUCGACAUGCAUACACACGCCUGAAAGUACACGGAAUUUUUUUGUGUCUCUAUAGAAUAAAGGAAANAAAAAGAGAGA